Molecule: messenger RNA, 6281 nt
Organism: Pantherophis guttatus
Lineage: Eukaryota; Metazoa; Chordata; Lepidosauria; Squamata; Colubridae
Source: RefSeq, a predicted model, not a curated record
CGCUUCGCCAUCUUAGCCCGGGAGAAAAGGAACGCGAGCGCGGGAAGUGCGUUCGAGAACGGGGGCGGCAACUUCACAGCCGUUUUUAUCCUCUCCCCCCCCCGCCCUCCCACUCCUCGAGCCGUUAGUCCGCGAUGGGACCCUGCGACGGUUCAAGCAUGCGGGCCCUGCUGGAGACCCUCGAGGACCCAAGCGCCUCGCCGGGGGUGUUGACAGACGCGUGGCUGACCCUCACGAAUCGCUUGACUGAAGAGGAAGAAGAUGAAGAAGAAGGAAAAGAAUUUGCAGCUGAGGUUGAAAACUCUUUUCCCCAGCUUUACAAGAUAUUUAUGACACAUAUUCCUACUGAAAAUUUGGAGUUGAGCAGUGCAGCUUUACAAGCUUUAGGAUUCUGUGUGUGUAAUCCAAAGAUUGCUUCCUUAUUAUGCGAAAUAGAAAUACAUGAACUCUUGUCUAUGUUAAACAGUGUUGCUAUAAAUUCAGGAGACAAACACAUUCGCACAAGAGCCCUCUGGGUGAUCUCAAAACAGUCCUUUCCUCCAGAUACGGUUGGAAAGUUGGUACCCAGUAUUAUUGCUAUGCUAGAAACAGUACUUCAUAAAGGAGAUUCACAUUCUGUGGUGGUUGAACACGAAGCACUAAAUGUUAUCAUCCGGCUGAUAGAACAGGCUCCAUCUGACAUGGAGGAACAGGCUGUGACGUGGGCUAAAAUGAUAAUUCCUUUGCUGGUUCACUCAGCUCAUAAAGUACAGUUAAAAGCUGCUAGCGCUUUGGAAAUGGGUCUCCCACUUCUUCAGCAGCACCAAGAGGUGAUAGCAGUCGCUGAGCAACUCCUGACUACUAAAGUAAUUCCAGAACUCCAAAAGCUAUUUUUUUCAAAACAUGAAACAUAUAUUCUGAAACUGUGGCCCCUGUUUGUAAAGCUGCUUGGAAAAACACUGCAUCAUAGUGGAAGCUUUAUCAAUUCCUUGCUGCAUUUAGAAGAACUUGGAUUUCGUAGUGGCUCGCCGGUGGUGAAGAAAAUAGCUUUCAUUGCAUGGAAGAGUCUGAUUGAUAAUUUUGCUUUAAAUCCAGAUAUAUUGUGCAGUGCAAAAAGGCUAAGAUUGCUAAUGCAACCACUUACCUCUAUUCAUGUGAGAACUGAAACUCUGGCACUGACCAAGCUUGAAGUUUGGUGGUAUUUAUUAAUGAGGCUUGGAUCUCAGCUUCCAGUCCACUUUGAACAGGUUUGUGUACCAUUAAUUCAGAACACUUUAAGCGUAGAUGCCUCUCUGCUACAAGAAAAUUCUUCACGGUUAAUUUCUAAUCAGAAUUUAGCUAUAGCGGGUUCUUCACGAAAAUCAGGGGUUUUCCCUUUUGGAAAUGUUGCCAGUCCAAGGAUGUCUUUGAAUGCUAGCAAUGAAGGAGCUGUUAUUCCAUCUAUUCAGCUUCUAGGAAUUGAAAUGCUACUUCACUUCUUUAUGGGACCAGAAGUAUUGACUUUCGCCAGGGAAAAUAAUAUUGUACUUAGUUUAGAACCUCUUCAGUGCCCAGUAAUCACCAGCCCUUCCUUUUUCUGCAAGUAUGCCAGUGUUUUCAUAAAUGCAGCUCAGGAUGGUUUCAUUGCAAUUGGAAAAGAUGUUUCUGAUUUUAUGCUCACUGCUAUAUGGAGAGAAUUAGUUGGUUUUGUGAAAGCUGCAAUUGAAUCAGGCAACAAAAGAGAUCGGCAGAAUUCAGAAGUAUUAACUAUGUUGCUGCAGACUUUAAAAAACAUUAUUUUGUCAAAAGAAUUGCCAGUAUUAAACUCAUUGCCCUUGUUAGAAGUGGCUAUUAAAGAAUUGCCUCCAAAAGUAUUGGGAUCACCAGCCUAUCAGAUUGCUGAUAUGGAUCUUCUGAAUGGAACUCCAGCACUGUUCCUGGUUCAGCUUUUAUUCUGUGAAGAUGUUCUGAAAUGUGGAGUUGAAAAUAAAAGAUUCUUUUUGAGCUAUGAAACUCUUGUGGAAUGUGCUUUAUCUGGCCCUACGUCUCCUCUGGCUUUUACUGAGUCUGUACUCACAAUUGUGAAUCAAAGUGCCCUGCACUUGGAAAAUAAGGAAUAUUUGUGGCGAAUGUGGAGUAUUAUAGUUAACCCAUUAAUUGAAUGGAUUAAACAGACGAAUGAAGUAAAUCAAGGUGAUGCUUUGGAGCAUAAUUUCAGUGCAAUUUACUGUGCAUUGUUGCUACCAGUAAACUGUAUAUUUUCAUCUUCUGAAUUUCCAGAGUUUACCAUGAAAAAACUAUUGCGUUCUUGGUCAGAACUGUAUAAAGCAUUCGCCCGUUGUGCAUUACUAGUACCAACAGCAGACGAUAACAUAUGCUGUGAGGAACUCUGUGCCAAAAUAAUAUCUGGAUUAAAAGAUGAAGCACAUCUAAAUCAAUCCAUGUUGGAUGGGCUCUCUCAUAUUACAGCAGUCAUAGUUGAAUGCGUCAAUUUUGCACCUUAUGAUAAGAAAUGUCCGUCAGCACAUAAACCUCUACAGACGCUAGUGGAAUGGGCCAAAAGGAAGAAAAAUCCCCUUUGCGAGCUGUCUUCUUUAAUUAAACUUCUGAUAAUAUUGAUAAAUACUCUUCAGAUGCUUGCAUCUGAGGAAUCUGACUUUGAACAAUUAGCUCCUGUUGGUUUUGUGAUCGUUGGUAUUCUUCACAAUAUCAUCAGCCGCGUCACUUUGGCUUCUUUCAUGAGAUCGGUCUUAGGAUUUAUUGCAAAACCUUUCACAGCAUUAUAUGAAAAAAUAAAGUCUGCUAAUCCAUCUAGAACGAGUCCUGGACUCAUUAACAAGUGUGAAAAGAUACUGGCAGACAGCCUUACUUCUUUGCGGUUAAACUAUAUUGGAUCUUUUAACAGUGAUCUCUUGGAGGAGAUUUUUCCAUUAUUAAGCGUAAUGUUUUCAGAUAAGAACAGACAGGUAUGCAGCCAUGCUGCUCAGUUUUGGAAUGCAACAUUUGGAAAAGCGCCAACCCUCGAGUACCCUGAAGAAUUAAAAAUUGUUUUAAAUAAAGCAAAACAAAAAUUCAUACUCUUACUGCCUGCUUUUGAAAGCUGCGAGAUAAUGGAGGGAUCUAGUACUACAUAUUCCUAUUGUACAGAGAAUUCCCAGUGCAGUACAAACAUCAGUGGGAUAAGAUUAAAUCCUAAUGGAAAAAGGGACUUAUUCCUAGCCCAAACCGGUGAGCCAAAGGAAGAAAGUGUUGAUUUUCACAUUACCCCUAAAAAGAUGAAGCGAGAAUUCUCGGGAUCAAAAUCAAAUAUAAAAAGCAUUCCUUUGGAAGAAGAAAAUACUGUGGACUUUGUGUACAUUCCUGUAGAAACAAAAGAGCGAGUCUUAACAGAGCACCAAAAAGAAGUUCUGAGAACUAAAAGGGAUGAUAUUCCUGUCAUGUAUAAUAAUCUGGAUAUGUCUCAAGAUGCUAUUCUGUUUUCCCAGGACACUCAGAACCAGGAGGAUUCUUUGGAGAAACCAACCAUAGUUGACAUAAAGGAAGAACAUGGCAAGAGAGAGGACAAAUUAACACCCCAGAAAAAAGAGGCAACAAGUCAUCAUCUUGUCAUCCCACAUGGAGUAACUGGAAAUUGCAAAUCAAGUGUAUCUCUGGGGAACAUUACUUCUACUGUUACUGAGCAACCUAAUAACUUUCAAAAAGAGAAGUUGGAUCUGAAAAACGAGGAGUUGAAUGUCUGUGUUCCAAUACAAUCUCCAAUAUUAGAUUCCACUUUGAAUGAAAAUCCCCCUAAUUGCAGCAGCAACUCCUCAGCUUCUAGUGAUAUAAUUUCAGGAACACCACAAGUAGUGGUGAACAGAAGGCAGGCCUUUGUAACGUUAGAAAAAUUUGAUGACUUAGAGAACAGACCAUUCAGUCCUUCCGUUUUCAAUAAUAUUUCUGUAACAUUAACAAGUCCAUUUAUCCAGCAGGAAAGCACAGUAGUUUCAGAUGUCUCUUCAAAAGAAAAGUCAAACUUGGAGAAUAAAGGUGGUUUAAAACUCAAAGCAAGAAAAACUGUCCCUGGCACAAGGAGGACACACUUAGAAUUCUUAAAUGCUCUAGAGAUGUGUGUCAAAGCAAAAAGACUUAAAGAAGAAACUACUCCUGAUCCAAAAUUGCAGCCUAACGACACGGUUGAGAUGAAGAAUUCAAGUCUUGCACAAAAUAAAACUUUGGAUGACAAAACCUCAGAACAAAUGCAAUCAGACCAAGAGGAAAAAAAUCAGGUUUCUGAUACGCAUUGCGAGGAUAAGCAUGAAUUACCUGUGGACACACAAAUACCAGCACAUUUGCUAGAUAAUCAGUCUCAGAUCCCCAGUGUCGGUGUGGCUGACAGCACAACAGUGGAGAGUAAAGUCCUCCUGGACAUAGUUAAAAAUGAAAAUGGAGAACCAAAUUUAGAGCACAAAGAGAAUACAUCUCCAGAGAUAGAUGUUCGUGAAGAAGCAGUGUCUGAUGUUAACCAGAGUCCAGACAUUUCACUUAAUCAGAAAACAUUAAGACGUUCUUUAAGACGAAAAGCAGAACCUGAUGGAGCUGUAGAUAGCCAAGAUAAAGAGAACAGUCAACAAAAGAAGGACAAGCAAAAAGAUGAUGAAAAAAUUCCACCAAAGAAGAUGGCACAAAAAAGGGAGACUUCUGGGCAAAAAGAAAAGGCUGAAAAACUUGAAAAAGCAGCAGAUGCACCAAUAUGUGUGCCUAUAAACAAUGCUACAGAAAACAUAAACUCUAAAGAGAACAGCCAGGAAGAGUUGGACGUGAGUCUUGGGAAAUCUGAAUGCAGUCCUACUGCAUCUGACCUUGAAGAAUCAGGCCCAGAUGUAUCUGUGGAGAAACUAAAAGUAUUUCCACGGUAUCAUACAAGAAGAGCAGCUUCACAAGGAUUACUUACCAGUAUGGAAAACUCUGAAUCUGAUAUCGGUGAAACAAGAGAGGAAGGAGCGAAGAGGAAAAGGUCUGGGAAAUUGAAAAAAAAUGAUCCCCCUGGGAACCAAGCAAAGGAAGAGCCAGACAGCCAAGAGCUUUCUUCACAAGAUGCAGUAGAAAUCCAAACCAGGUCAGUAGGAAAACAGAAAAUACGUUCUGGCGGAGAGACAGAUGUGCCUUCGAUGUCUAAUAAUACAAAGGAAAUCGGUACAAAGGAAGAAAAAAGUACUCCCUCGUUAAGUCCCUGUGUGGACCUUAAAGAAAAUGCAGGCUCGACAGGUCCUAGAGCCUCUUCAGAUGCAGGGAGAAAGCCUGCUAACAGGCGGGAAUCUACUUCGGAGCCUAUUUUAGAAAACAGGCAGGAAACUAGUACUCUCGACACAAGUUCUGUGGUACCUAACAAUUCAAGUGGCAUUUCAGAAGAUGAUGCUUCUGCUACUGCUAUCAGUGCCUUUCCUUCACCCAAGAGAUUUCUAGAUGUGUCUGAAUGCCAGCACAAAAGAAGCAAGCGGGCAAGGAAAUCCAGGAGCUGCGAAUGCUGUGAUGAAAAGCUGUCUCCCCAAGUGGAAAAGUUGUCCUCUGAACCGAAAAAGGCAAGCACUCCAGAACCAAAGAUAAAAGAACCAAAGAAGAGCCUUAGUAAAGUAACCGUGGCCCUGACCUUAAUUCCUGUUGCUGAAGAAAUUCAGUUUGCAGAGAAGCUGAGCAUAGAACCUUGUGCAACAAGCACCCCGCUGUCUUUCGUUAAGGAUGCCGCUGAUCGGAAAGAGGCCAGCAGUGUUGCUGAAUCUGUCAGUGGCGUCCCAAGAAACAAGGCGCCAAACGUUAAACUGGAGAAAUUAGCAUGUGUCCAAAAUGAAAGGGACAAGCCAGUUGCAGGAAUUCCAGAUGUUCCUUUCUCUGAAACAAUUUCAGAAUCCAGAUCAAUGGAUUCUCAUUCAGAAGAGCUCAGUGUUCAGGGUCAACCUUUAGAACCAAGUUCAGUGGAUUCUCAUUCAGAAGAAGUCAGUGCUAAAGAUCAGCCUUUAGAACCAGGUUCAGUGGAUUCUCAGUCAGAAGAAGUCAGUGCUAAGGAUCAGGGUUUAGAACCAGGCUCAAUGGAUUCUCAGUCAGAAGUCAGUGCUAAGGAUCAGGGUUUAGAACCAGGUUCAGUGGAUUCUCAGUCAAAAGAAGUCAGUGCUAAGGAUCAGGGUUUAGAACCAGGAUCAAUGGAUUCUCAGUCAGAAGAAGUCAGUGUUACGGAUCAGGGUUUAGAACCAGGAUCAAUGGAUUCUCAGCCAGAAGAGGUCAGUGCUAAGGAUCAGGGUUUAGAACCAGGAUUAAUUGGAUUCUCAGUCAGAAGAAGUCAGUGCUAA